ACAAUAACCGCCCACCAUCACAGUGAGAUGAGGAAGCGAGCGCGUGCGUGCCUUAUAAGAACACACACACAGCAGAUGGGUUGUCUCAGCCUUCAGCGGUGAUUCAGACCUGGUCUCCUGGGCUCGGACCAACCUGUGACCCCCUGGAGAUGAGGACUCUGCAGGGCUCCACGCUGCUGCUGCUGCUGCUGCUGCUCGCUGCAGGCUGCGUGCACGCGUACAAACCCGUUAUUAUUGUGCACGGACUUUUCGAUGGACCGAAAGAGUUCACUAACCUGACUGGGUUCAUUACUAAGGUGCAUCCAGAGACCGAAGUGAUGACCAUCAGUCAGUAUGAUUACAAGGCCAGUGUGACGACCAUGUGGCAGCAGGUCAAAGCCUUCAGGAACGAUAUUGAGAAAAUCAUGCUCAAGUACCCUGACGGUGUCCAUCUUCUGUGCUUUUCACAAGGUGGAUUAAUUUGUCGAGGAGUUCUCUCCACCAUGCCACAUCACAACGUGCACACUUUCAUUGCGCUGUCUUCACCCUUGGCUGGACAGUACGGAGAAACAAGCUACCUGAAGCGUAUAUUUCCUGAUAGUGUGAAGAAGGAAGUUCAUGUGAUUUGUUACAACAAAGUAGGACAGAUAAUGUCUAUAUGCAACUACUGGAAUGACCCUCACUACAGAUCCAGCUACCUGAGGAAAAACAACUUUCUGCCAGUGCUUAAUGGUGAAAACCCUCCCAGUAAAAUGAGCGCAUGGAGAGAGAACUUCUUGCGUAUCAAGAAGCUGGUGCUGAUUGGAGGACCAGAUGAUGGUGUCAUCACUCCAUGGCAGUCCAGCCAUUUUGGAUUCUACAACAGCACUGAAGAUGUUGUAGAAAUGAGGAACCAGAAGUUCUACAAGGACGACUUGUUUGGGUUGAAGACGCUGGAUUCCCGUGGCAACAUCUCGGUGUGUAUUCACUCCGGAGUGAAACACACUGAGUGGCACUCCAACUUCACAGUGUUCAGGAGUUGCAUGGAGGAGUGGCUCACAUGAAGACGACUCGUGCAGAUAAAACAUAUUGAUACAAGGAGCUCUUGACUGGAAAUUUAUACUAGUAAAAUAAACAUUUAGACACCGUUUAAAGAUCCACUGUAAAGAUUUCAAUGACAUCUAGUGAUGAUUUUAAAGACUACACCCACAAUUAUUUAGUAUUUUAUGAACAAAUGUGUCUUAAUCUUUUACAGAGGAAUUUUAAUGGACGUCCUUCUUUUUAUGCAGAUGUUAAUGAUCCACCGAAGAUAACCCUGAUAGUUUCACUUGUAGAGCUUUUCUAAUAACUAACUUCUAAUAAUCUGAUUUACUUUAAUAUAAAUAGCUAGCCAUGUUUCUAAUAGGAUGAAUUCCAAUAUAAAGAAAUCAAUCUGUAUUUUUAUAACAGUUUUUAUACUUAAAGCAGCUCAAUGUGCUGUACAAAAAAGCAAUGGAAACUGGAUUUACUAAAUUCAACUAAUUCAGAAUUUGUGAAAUCAUAAAAGUUCAUUCUACAAUUUCACGGUAGGAUGAGGUAUUGGUCUGAAAAACAUUAAAUCUUUGGUAAGGUGAACAUAAAAGUUUUAAAUCACUAAUGACAAAAGACCGAGUUUUUAUUCCUCCUUUAACCCAGAGAAAAUUACAAUUACUUAAAUGUUUAGUUUGAGAUGUGGAGUUCCCCAGAGUCAGUCCUUAGACCUCUUCUGUUCAACGUGUAUAUGUGUUGUUUAUUUGUUCUUGACGAUAUUCUGUAGUUUUUGUGAAGCUGUCGUAUGGUGGACUACUUUUCCUCUUCUCUGUGCCGUCCUGUCAUUUCCUUCUUUUAGUUUUCUUGGUGUCGUAUUGUUGUUCUGCAAUGUGGUGACUUUCUUCUCUGGAUCAUGCUGCUGUUUUGUAGUGAAUUACUUUAAGCAGGUGAUGUGACAAAAUACUUUGAGGAAAAACCUGCUCCAGACACCAGUUUGAUGUAUAAUAAAAAAGAUGAUUUUAUUACAAAAGUGACACCUUAAACAUAUCUGGAGAAUCUGUGAGGUCUCUGAAGCCGAAUUAGAAAACUCACUGAAUAUUUGUGUCAAGUGCUUAUAGAUGCAAUCUCAAACAAAGAACAUUCCUGAACACACCUGGAAACAGUCCUCAGAGGUCCUGAGACUCCGCAAAUGAUAACAUAUCACGUUACAGUCUAUGGUACGAGAGUUCCAGAGAUGGGGAGCAGAGCGGCUGAAUGCUCGGCUCCCCAUAGUGAUGAGACAGGCAGGGGGACAAGAAGCUGGAGAGAGGAGGAGGAGCGAAGUGAGCGGACAGGAUUGGCAUUGUGCAGGAGAUCAGAUAUAUAUGGUGCGGCCAGAUUGUGGAGUGCUUUGACUGUAAUAAGGAGAAUUUUGAAGUUAAUUCUUUGUUUUACGGGGAGCCAGAGAAGUUGUAAGAUGAGGGUGAUGUGGUGAGUAGCAGGGGUCUGUGUAAUGAUGCGUGCUGCAGAGUUUUGGAGGAGCUGCAGUUUCUGGAGGGAUUAAUUGGGGAGACCAAAAGGAAGUGAGUUGCAGUAGUCAAUCUGGGAGGUAACGAGGCUGUGGACGAAGAUGGCAGUGGUGUGGAGGGUGAGAGAGGGGCGGAGACGAGAAAUGUUUCUCAAGUGAAAAUAUGCAGACCGGGUGAUACUGUUAUUGUAGGAGUGAAAAGAAAGAGUGCUGUCGAGGACAACACCCAGACUCUUUACCUGAGGGGAGGGAGGGCAGGUGAGUUGUUUAUGGAAAUGGGAAAACUGUUGGAGUUGAGAGAGUGUGGGGCGUGCCUACCAGGAGGACUUCUGUUAUAGAGCUGUUGAGUUUGAGGAAGUUGGAGGAAAACCAAGAAUGAAUUUCUUGUAGACAGGUGGUGAGGGAGGUUGGUGGAAGUGAAGAGGAUGGUUUGGUAGAGAGGUAGAGCUGGGUGUCGUCCGCGUAGCAAUGAAAAUUAAUAUUGUGUCUGCGAAGGAUGUAACCAAGCGGAAUAAUGUAGAUAAUGAAAAGGAGGGGCCCCAGGACAGAGCCCGUAAGCCACAGUCUCAUAUGGUGACAAUUCUAAAUGUGUCUUACAUAAUGCUAUGCUGAGAUACUACUAGGAACGUAUCAGCCUGUCUACAUGGAAUCUAAAAUUCACUGACUUUUAGCAAAUAACAGUCUGCUUAGAGCUGCAACCAAAAAUAAUUACAACUAUGAAAUUCUGAGAAUCAGACACUACAUAUGCUCCCUUUGGGUCAAAUAUUAUAGAACUUUAACAUUAAUUAUCACACUUAUGUAGACGAUACAAAACUUUAUGUCAACGGCUGCAGCACAACAGACUUACAGUGUCUGCGUCUGGAGCAAAUAAACACUUGGAUGAAUUUUCUACAAUUAAAUAAAGACAAAAUGAGAUUAUUCUGUCUGGUAGCAAAGAGAAGAGGGUCAGCCUUGGUAAAUACCUGGAGAUCCGGGCUCUUAAAAUCACCGACCAAGUUGAUAACCUUGGAAUGUUGAUACCUGACUUUCAGCAGCCACAUCAAAGCUGUCACUAAGACAGCUUUUUAUCAACUCAGAAACAUCAACACAAUUAAAAGUUUUGUAUCCUAAAAAGACCAGGAGAAACUCAUCCAUGUUGUCUUUAUACUGGUUUCCAGUCAGUUACAGAAUAGACUUUAAAAGCCCGUUGAUAGAUUAAAAAUCCCAGAAUCCGACUGUUAUAUGUUCAGAAAUGAUAAAUCUAGCAGGAUUCUUAGAUUGGAAGACCCACGUCCAGACCAGAGUCCAGACCAGAGUCCAGACCAGAGUCCGGACUAAACAUGGAGAAGCAGCAUUUAGCUGUUCUGCUGCAAACAAAUGGAACAAACUGCCAGUGGAGAUUAAACUUUCACCAAAUGUAGACACUUUUAAAUCCAGGUUAAAAACAUUUCCUUGCUUAUGCAUCAAUGCAUGAAAUCUGCACGAUAACUCUAAACUUAUCUACAUUGUUGUUUGCUUUAAAGGAUUUAAAUUAUUUCCAUUACAUGAUUUUAUUCUGAUUUUUGCACACUCUAAAUUAUGUCUUAAUAUGAUUUUGAUUCUCUUUUUUUUCUUUUAUGUAUUUUUUAUGCUUCUUCUGCACCAUGCUGUAAUGCUUUUAAUGUUUUAUGAAAGGCACUUUGAAUUGAGUUGUACAUGAAAUGUGAUGUACAAAUAAAGUUGCCCUGCCUGUUGUUGUUUUAG
Messenger RNA from Melanotaenia boesemani (Boeseman's rainbowfish), 4195 nucleotides. RefSeq names its product lysosomal thioesterase PPT2-A-like. Gene Ontology annotation, cellular component: lysosome. Gene Ontology annotation, molecular function: thiolester hydrolase activity. The record is from RefSeq and is a predicted model, not a curated record. Lineage: Eukaryota; Metazoa; Chordata; Actinopteri; Atheriniformes; Melanotaeniidae. The transcript is spliced from 8 exons. Bases 150 to 1022 code for a protein of 290 amino acids.